AUGUUCUUUUCUCCCCCAAAUCUGUAUGGCAAAUGCUACGGCCGUAUCUUGUUGCGGGUGGUGUGGGGUGAAGCGGAGCGGCUGAGGGCCGUUUGCAUGCGGAAUCCGCUCGCGAUGGGCAAGGCGCGGUUCCUUCGCUCAGUCGAACAGGAACGACGUAAUUACGUUGUCCUAUUUUGCUCUCCUCUUCGACAGUCCCGACCGUCCCUGAGGGACUCGCACUCAGCGCCGGCCUCGUCACCUCCACGUUUUAAGCAGCACAAGGCUCCAGAAGACGUCAGACCCUCUAUCGUGCUUCCUCCACCACUCACAAGCUACACACACACACACACAGUCAAAUACAUAUAUUCAUACACACACAUACAGACACAGAUUUACAUACUUACACAGGACACUGCGACUCGUCGACAAACCAGCAAAGAGGAGAGGCCUCAGAGCAACGGUCGUCUGCUAGACCGUCGGAAAAGCCACGCGACUUCACAGACUGGACGAGGUGAAGAGGACAUCGGCACGGCAGAAACCCCGCUCCGGCCCACUCCGGACUCUGCCUGGGCCAGGAUUUGUGCAACCUGA
Protopolystoma xenopodis is the source of this 573-nucleotide messenger RNA. NCBI's taxonomy places the organism in Eukaryota, Metazoa, Platyhelminthes, Monogenea, Polystomatidea, Polystomatidae. The record is from the annotation of a GenBank genome assembly.